UUGAGCGAGAAGAUCUAGAUCACGGAAUAAAAGACAGUGCCCAAUACCGAGGGCAAUCUACAUAUCCUAGCGGAAGGAUAACCGUGUUCCGAAUGACGGAUAACGCAGAUAUAAGAAGGUUAUUUUUGCGAUCAGAGAGGUAAACCCCUACAGAAAUGUCUCACAGAUGGUGCGGAAAUAAGGAAUACCGAUCUGGCUACAUCCACGCGGUAUCGGGACCAGUAGUGGUCGCAAAAGACAUGACGGGAUGUGCGAUGUAUGAGCUGGUGCGGAUAGGACAUCAGAAAUUGGUGGGCGAGGUGAUUAGAUUAGAAGGCGACCUGGCCACGGUACAAGUCUACGAAGACACCAGCGGAUUGGCCGUAGGUGAUCCAGUCCAACGAACAGGAAGUCCCCUAUCCGUGGAGCUGGGUCCAGGGAUUUUGGGCAACAUAUUCGAUGGGAUCCAACGACCCCUGCGAGACAUCGGGCUGCAGACUGGCUCGAUUUACAUCCCAAAAGGCGCAAAUGUCCCAGCAGUGUCCAGAUCCCAACUCUGGGAGUUCGUGCCCUGCAAAAUCCGGAAAGGGACUCCGGUGACCAGCGGCGACGUCAUAGGUGAGGUCUACGAGAACACCCUGAUGAAGCACAAGAUCAUGGUGGCACCAGGGAGAUGUGGGAAGGUCUUGUAUCUGGCCCCUGCUGGAGAGUACACGGUGGACGAGGUGAUCCUGGAGACUGAAUUUGACGAUGAAAAAUCGGCGCAUGGGAUGCUUCAGGUUUGGCCAGUCAGGAGAGCUCGUCCAGUUUCAGAAAAAUUGCCUGCCAACCAUCCUCUGCUCACUGGGCAGAGGGUUUUGGACGGGCUCUUCCCCUGCGUCCAGGGAGGCACCACGGCCAUCCCUGGGUCCUUUGGCUGUGGGAAGACCGUCAUCUCGCAGAACCUCUCCAAGUACUCCAAUUCGGACGUGAUCGUCUACGUAGGAUGCGGCGAACGGGGCAACGAGAUGUCCGAGGUUCUUCGGGAUUUUCCCGAGCUCUCGGUAGAAAUCGAGGGUUCCACGGAGUCCAUCAUGAAGAGGACCGCCCUGGUGGCGAACGCAUCCAACAUGCCGGUCGCGGCCAGGGAAGCCUCGAUUUACACUGGAAUCACGAUCUCCGAGUACUUCCGUGACAUGGGGUACAAUGUUUCCAUGAUGGCGGAUUCCACGUCCAGGUGGGCGGAAGCUCUGAGAGAGAUUUCCGGGAGGCUGGGAGAGAUGCCAGCUGAUUCUGGGUACCCGGCGUAUCUCGGAGCUCGACUUGCCAGCUUCUACGAGAGGGCUGGAAGGGUUCUGUGUUUGGGGUGUCCAGAAAGGGAGGGAUCUGUCAGCAUCGUUGGAGCCGUUUCUCCGCCUGGAGGAGACAUUUCGGAUCCUGUGACCAGCGCGACUCUUGGUAUCGUUCAGGUGUUCUGGGGUCUGGAUAAGAAGCUGGCUCAGAGGAAGCACUUUCCUGCCGUCAACUGGCUCAUCUCCUACAGCAGGUACCUGAAGUCGCUGGAUGGCUUCUACGAGGAAAAUUUUCCGGGGUUCACGUCGUUACGUGCCAAAGUAAAGGAACUUCUGCAGGAAGAGGAACAGCUCAAUGAAGUCGUGCAGCUCGUUGGAAGAGCGUCCCUCUCGGAGGUUGACAAAGUCAUUUUAGAAGUGGUUAAGCUCGUCAAAGACGAGUUCCUUCGACAAAACAGUUAUUCGCCGUACGACAGAUUCUGUCCAUUCUAUAAGACAGUGGGCAUGCUAAGGAAUAUUGUGAGCUUUUACGAGCUAGCUAGACAAGCCGUAGAAAGUACGGCGUUACAUGAAAAUAAAAUCACCUGGAACACCAUUCUGGAAGCUUUGGGGCCCAUCCUCCAUCGACUUAGCUUAAUGAAGUUCAUGGAUCCUAUCUCUGAUGGGGAGAGCAAGAUUAAUGAAGAGUAUGAGAAGCUCUACGAAGACAUGCAGCGAGCUUUUAAGAAUCUGGAAGAUUGACCAACAUCCUGUGGUGAUUUCGAGUUUAUGGAGAAGCCUUAGGGAACUGCAAAUUCACUCUUUGGAAUUAUCACCCUGGUGAUAGUUGAACUUUUUCAUAAGUUUUAUAAGU
Orussus abietinus is the source of this 2103-nucleotide messenger RNA. Its product is annotated as V-type proton ATPase catalytic subunit A-like. Bases 156 to 1991 code for a protein of 611 amino acids. The transcript has 2 exons. Gene Ontology annotation, biological process: ATP metabolic process; proton transmembrane transport. Gene Ontology annotation, cellular component: lysosomal membrane; proton-transporting V-type ATPase, V1 domain. The record is from RefSeq and is a predicted model, not a curated record. Gene Ontology annotation, molecular function: ATP binding; ATP hydrolysis activity; proton-transporting ATPase activity, rotational mechanism. NCBI's taxonomy places the organism in Eukaryota, Metazoa, Arthropoda, Insecta, Hymenoptera, Orussidae.